CGAUUAAUCAUUCGACCCAUAGAUUCCAUCGUCACAGCAAUUAGCUUGGAGAUCUAUACCACAAUGAAACUUUUUAUAGCGUGCAUCUUUAUUGCCGCCGCGACGGCUGCAGUGAUUCCUGUCGAACAAGCCAGGCACCGUCGCGACGUCUCCGAGAUCGUGGGCGAGUACCUCCCGCCGGCGGACGCAGUUGCUCCUGGAGCUCCUCUUGAUGAGAUCGCCCCAUUGCAAGACUCCGCCGCUGUGGGAGAAGAUGGAUACCGCUACAAGACCGUGCGCCGAUUGAAGUACCGCCAGCGCCGGGAUGUCUCCGAGAUUGCCAAUGACUACCUGCCCCCCACUGAGGAGGUUGUUGCCGACGCUCCAGUGGAGGAAGUUCCCGUCGAAGAGGCCAGCCAGGAUUCUGCCGUUCUUGCUGCUGAUGGUUACAAGUACAAGACUGUCCGUCGUCUGAAGUACCGCCAGCGUCGUGAUGUCUCCGAGAUCGCCAAUGAGUACCUGCCCCCAUCUGAGGAGGUUGUUGCCGACGCUCCUGUUGAGGAAGUUCCCGUCGAAGAGGCCAGCCAGGAUUCUGCCGUUCUUGCUGCUGAUGGUUACAAGUACAAGACUGUCCGUCGUCUGAAGUACCGCCAGCGUCGUGAUGUCUCCGAGAUCGCCAACGAGUACCUGCCCCCAUCUGAGGAGGUUGUUGCCGACGCUCCAGUGGAGGAAGUUCCCGUCGAAGAGGCCAGCCAGGAUUCUGCCGUUCUUGCUGCUGAUGGUUACAAGUACAAGACUGUCCGUCGUCUGAAGUACCGCCAGCGUCGUGAUGUCUCCGAGAUCGCCAACGAGUACCUGCCCCCAUCUGAGGAGGUUGCCACCGAGGCUCCUAUUGAUGAAGCUCCCGUUGAAGAAGCUAGCCAGGAUUCCGCUGUUCUUGCUGCCGAUGGUUACCAAUACAAGACUGUCCGUCGUCUGAAGUACCGUCAACGCCGUGAUGUCUCCGAGAUCGCCAACGAUUACCUGCCCCCAUCUGAGGAGGUUGUUGCCGACGCUCCUGUUGAGGAAGUUCCCGUCGAAGAGGCCAGCCAGGAUUCUGCCGUUCUUGCUGCUGAUGGUUACAAGUACAAGACUGUCCGUCGUCUGAAAUACCGCCAGCGUCGUGAUGUCUCCGAGAUCGCCAAUGAGUACCUGCCCCCAUCUGAGGAGGUUGCCACCGAGGCUCCUAUUGAUGAAGCUCCCGUUGAAGAAGCUAGCCAGGAUUCCGCUGUUCUUGCUGCCGAUGGUUACCAAUACAAGACUGUCCGUCGUCUGAAGUACCGUCAACGCCGUGAUGUCUCCGAGAUCGCCAACGAUUACCUGCCCCCAUCUGAGGAGGUUGUUGCCGACGCUCCUGUUGAGGAAGUUCCCGUCGAAGAGGCCAGCCAGGAUUCUGCCGUUCUUGCUGCUGAUGGUUACAAGUACAAGACUGUCCGUCGUCUGAAAUACCGUCAACGCCGUGAUGUCUCCGAGAUCGCCAAUGAGUACCUGCCCCCAUCUGAGGAGGUUGCCACCGAGGCUCAUAUUGAUGAAGCUCCCGUUGAAGAAGCUAGCCAGGAUUCCGCUGUUCUUGCUGCCGAUGGUUACCAAUACAAGACUGUCCGUCGUCUGAAGUACCGUCAACGCCGUGAUGUCUCCGAGAUCGCCAACGAUUACCUGCCCCCAUCUGAGGAGGUUGUUGCUGACGCUCCUGUUGAGGAAGUUCCCGUCGAAGAGGCCAGCCAGGACUCUGCCGUUCUUGCUGCUGAUGGUUACAAGUACAAGACUGUCCGUCGUCUGAAAUACCGCCAGCGUCGUGAUGUCUCCGAGAUCGCCAAUGAGUACCUGCCCCCAUCUGAGGAGGUUGCCACCGAGGCUCCCAUUGAUGAAGCUCCCGUUGAAGAAGCUAGCCAGGAUUCAGCUGUUCUUGCUGCCGAUGGUUACCAAUACAAGACUGUCCGUCGUCUGAAGUACCGUCAACGCCGUGAUGUCUCCGAGAUCGCCAACGAGUACCUGCCCCCCACUGAGGAUGUUGUUGCCGACGCUCCUGUUGAGGAAGUUCCCGUCGAAGAGGCCAGCCAGGAUUCUGCCGUUCUUGCUGCUGAUGGUUACAAGUACAAGACUGUCCGUCGUCUAAAGUACCGCCAGCGUCGUGAUGUCUCCGAGAUCGCCAACGAGUACCUGCCCCCAUCUGAGGAGGUUGCCACCGAGGCUCCCAUUGAUGAAGCUCCCGUUGAAGAAGCUAGCCAGGAUUCAGCUGUUCUUGCUGCCGAUGGUUACCAAUACAAGACUGUCCGUCGUCUUAAGUACCGUCAACGCCGUGAUGUCUCCGAGAUCGCUAACGAGUACCUGCCCCCUUCUGAGGAAGUUGUUGCCGAUGCUCCUGUCGAGGAAGCUCCCGUUGAAGAAGCUAGCCAGGAUUCCGCUGUUCUUGCUGCCGAUGGUUACCAAUACAAGACUGUCCGCCGCCUGAAGCUGCGUCACCGCCGUGCUCUGUAAGCUGGAAUGCCUGUGGCAGUGCCUUCUUUCGAAUUUGUACCUGAUCUACCCGCUCACGAUUGUAGCACCCACCAACCUACUAGGACAUAAGUUUUUCUAUUAUUUAACGAUUGAAAUCAGCGAAUAAAUCCAACAAAAAUUGUUAUACCAUAA
This is a messenger RNA of Drosophila ananassae, 2649 nucleotides long. RefSeq names its product fibrous sheath CABYR-binding protein. Gene Ontology annotation, biological process: negative regulation of protein sumoylation. Gene Ontology annotation, molecular function: calcium ion binding. NCBI's taxonomy places the organism in Eukaryota, Metazoa, Arthropoda, Insecta, Diptera, Drosophilidae. The record is from RefSeq and is a predicted model, not a curated record.